Brugia malayi is the source of this 375-nucleotide messenger RNA. RefSeq lists its product as uncharacterized. The record is from RefSeq and is a predicted model, not a curated record. The transcript has 2 exons. The coding region runs from base 1 to 375 and encodes 124 amino acids. NCBI's taxonomy places the organism in Eukaryota, Metazoa, Nematoda, Chromadorea, Rhabditida, Onchocercidae.
AUGAUUCAAAUAAUUAUUAUUUCAUUCUUUUGCUUUUUCUUUGUUUUGGCUGAAAAUGAGAAGCAAUUAAAAGGUGCAAGAAAUGUUCGUAUUUACAUUCCAAUUAAUGGAUCACAAAUUAUUGAUUUUGGAUUUAAAAUUCGUAAUGCUAUUGCAUUUUUUCCAAAAAAUGAUAAAUUUAAUGAACAAUCAAUGAUGAUUAUUCGAAAUGGACGAUUAGUUCGAGAAGCGAUAAAAUUUUAUGAGGGACGAGUGUAUUACUCACGUGGCAAAUUUCGCAUUCGAAAUUUUCAAGAGCGUGAUUCAACGGUGCUACUUUUUGAAGGACCCAAUGGUGCACCACAAAAGUAUUCCAUUGAAGUUAAAAAAGAUUAA